CAUACGACUAUAUCCAGUUUAGUCGUUUAUGAAAAUAAACUGUUCAUUAUUUUUUAUUAUUAUUGUUAUUAUUAUCAUCAUCAUUAUUUCUGCCCAACCUCUGACAUCAGCAAGUUUUCAGGACAAGAAGGAGGAGAUGAAUUACGAAUUUGGGCGAGAAAGUGGUUUUAUCAACAGCCAGCCGUCGCUCGCCGAGUGCCUGACAUCUCUCACUAACCCUGUCGGUGAUGCAUUUCAGAGUUCAUCAAUCAAGAGCUCGGCGCUUUCACAGUCGACACUGAUUCCUCCUCCUUUUGAGCAGACCAUCCCCGGCCUGAACCCGGGCGUCCACCCACGCCACAGCCGCUCAAAGCAGGCUCUGAAGGGCUGCAGCCCGCUGCAGACCGCAUCCUUACCCCCGGAAUACCCGUGGAUGAAGGAGAAGAAAAGCAUCAAGAGGAGCCAGACUGCUGCUGCUUCUUCUGCCUCUGCUGCUGCGACAACGACUGACUCCUCACCACUCUACUUCUCCCCCCAAGGUUCACCAGAGAUACCAGAGGGUGGUGUUGGCGGUGGAGGAGCAUCCAGGAGGCUGAGGACUGCCUACACCAACACCCAGCUCCUGGAGCUGGAGAAGGAGUUUCAUUUUAACAAAUACCUGUGCAGACCGAGGCGAGUGGAAAUAGCGGCUUUGCUGGAUUUAACGGAGAAGCAGGUGAAAGUGUGGUUUCAGAACAGGAGGAUGAAACACAAGAGGCAGACCCACUGCAAGGAAAACCGGGACAGUGAGGGGAAAUACGCGUGCCUGGACGACGGGCCGGAGGACGAGUUCGAACAGGCGGCGGACAGCAGCUCAGCCGGGACACUCCUGGAGAGGGAGAGGUAUUUCCACCAGAAUACCUUGACUUCACAACAGUGUCAGAACGGGAACAAUGGGGAGAGCCAAAGCCCGACUGUUACGCCUUUGAACAGCAAUGAGAAAAAUCUGAAACAUUUUCCAAACCCGGCACCCACUGUUCCUAUCUGCGUGUCAACAAUAGGCCCGGACAAUGAUCAUUCCCCGGGCCUGGACGUCUCUUUGCAGGAUUUCCAAGUUUUCUCAUCCUCCUCCUCUUUCUCACCAAGUUUGUCAGAGUCGACACAAAGUCCCCUGCCUUUAUCAUCCGAAACGUUUGACCUUUUCUCUGAAACACUCACAACAAUCGACCUUCAGAACUUAAGUUACUAAAAUAUUUGUUUUUAUUUUAAUUCAGACACAUGUGUUCAGUCAGUGUACUCAGUUUUAGUGUGUGUGGGGGGGUAUUUAAUAGAUCUCACAAAUAAGGUAAGUUAAAGCAAAUACAAAGCUACUAUUUUGCCUACAUGGAGUCUUUAUUCCAUUAGGCGGCUAAAUGACAUUUCACAUUUAUUUUUAUAUGGAUUUCGACUCUA
Molecule: messenger RNA, 1410 nt
Organism: Toxotes jaculatrix (banded archerfish)
Lineage: Eukaryota; Metazoa; Chordata; Actinopteri; Toxotidae
Gene: hoxa2b
Product: homeobox A2b
Exons: 2
Coding region: 29-1207 (392 amino acids)
Biological process (GO): regulation of DNA-templated transcription
Molecular function (GO): DNA-binding transcription factor activity, RNA polymerase II-specific; DNA binding
Source: RefSeq, a predicted model, not a curated record